Molecule: messenger RNA, 285 nt
Organism: Spirometra erinaceieuropaei
Lineage: Eukaryota; Metazoa; Platyhelminthes; Cestoda; Diphyllobothriidea; Diphyllobothriidae
Source: the annotation of a GenBank genome assembly
AUGGUGCGUCAGCUGCACGACGGUAUGAUGGCGCGAGUCACGGACAGCGGAGCUGUCUCAGAGGCAUUCGCAGUGACCAAUGGAGUGAAGCAGCGCUGCGUACUGGCGCCUACCCUCUUCAGUCUUAUGUUCUCUGCCAUGAUGAUGGACGCCUACUGCGACGAACGCCCCGGGAUCCGCAUCGUCUACAGGACGGACGGUCACCUCCUGAAUCAACGGCGGAUGCUCUUCCAAUCGCGCGUAGCCACAACCACCGUUCACGAACUCCUCUUCGCCGACGACUGA